This is a messenger RNA of Notothenia coriiceps (black rockcod), 5188 nucleotides long. It is a transcript of the gene gigyf2, whose product is annotated as GRB10 interacting GYF protein 2. Gene Ontology annotation, molecular function: protein binding. NCBI's taxonomy places the organism in Eukaryota, Metazoa, Chordata, Actinopteri, Perciformes, Nototheniidae. The coding region runs from base 110 to 4135 and encodes 1341 amino acids. The transcript has 30 exons. Gene Ontology annotation, cellular component: vesicle; proximal dendrite; cytosol. The record is from RefSeq and is a predicted model, not a curated record. Gene Ontology annotation, biological process: insulin-like growth factor receptor signaling pathway.
CACUCAGCCAUCUUGUGGAAAGCGAGAGAGAGAGAGAGAGAGAGAGAGAGCCACACAACUCGCAUACAAACCUUGUGCUGUCAGAACAAGCAGAGAACUUCGAGGAAGAAUGGCCGAAACCCAGACACUUAACUUUGGACCAGAAUGGCUCCGUGCCUUGUCUGGAGGGGGGAGCAGCGGUAUUGGUGGUGGUGGUGGAGGAGGCGGCUGUGGGGUUGUCUCUCCACCCCUCUCACCUGCAUUGCCAAAGUAUAAACUCGCAGAAUAUCGCUACGGAAGAGAAGAAAUGUUAGCACUUUAUGUAGAGGAUGACAAGAUCCCCUUAGACCUUCACGAUAAAGAGUUCCUGCCCAUAUUGCAAGAGGAGCCCUUGCCGCCCCUGGCACUCGUGUCUUUUACAGAGGAGGAACAGAGAAAUUUUUCCAUGUCUGUAAACAGUUCAGCUGUACUCCGGCUGACAGGGCGUGGAAGCGGUCCGAUAGUAGGGGCACCAAGAGGCCGAAGUACCUCAAGGGGUAGAGGCCGGGGAAGAGGAGAUGGAGGGUUUUACCAAAGAAGUUUUGAUGAUGUGGAAGGUUUUGGUCGUGGAGCGAGGGAGAUGCAUCGCUCCCAAAGCUGGGAAGAAAGGGGAGAAAGAAGGUUUGAAAAACCAGGUCGAAAAGACCCAGUUGAAGUUGUUCCAGGACAUUUUCCGAUGAUUCCCGUCCGAGUCAACUAUGAAGACGGUGUAACCGGCCUACCGAGGAAGCAAGACUUCACACGUUCAGAGAGUGAGAACUGGCGUUCUGCUCAGAAUGGUGAGGAUGAUGAGGGGGGCUGGUGCCCGGCGGGGUUUCGAUCGGAGAGUGAGCGGUGGUGCCCCCCGAGCCCAGCGGAAGGGCCUCGGUCGGCAGGGUGGCGGGAACUCCCAGAUCAGCGUCGUCGUUUCCCAUUCGAUGCCAGAGAAGACGAGCGCGGCUACAGGAGGCCGCGAUCAGGCAGCGGCAGCCUGGACGACGACAGCCUGCCAGAGUGGUGUCUGGAGGACGCAGACGAGGAGGCGGGCACCUUCGACUCAUCGGGGGCUUUUCUCUCACUCAAGAAAGCUUCCAAGGAGCCAAUUCUGGAGGAGGGAGAGCUGGACUUCAAACCCUUGGAAGAGUGUGAAGAAGGCCUGGAAGAGGACGACUGUCAGCUCAAAGGGACCAAAGAUAUUGAAACGGAUGCAGAACGAAAAGAGUAUUCGAGAGCAUCAGAGGAGGCGUUACCUGCAGCCCCUCCGGUCUCUGAGCCUCAGUCUCGGUCCCUGAUCCAGCCAAACAGAACAGAAGAGUCUGAGAGGCCGAUUGAACGGCAGUCACCGCUGGAGCUGCCCCCAGAGAACUGCAAAGCCCCCCUGCACGUCCCCAUGUCCAAUAGCAUGCGUGAAUCCCUACCCAUGAACCACAUUUCUACAACCCUUGCAGAAGUAUCUGCUCCAUCACCCAGCGUCCAGCUAUCGCAAAAGCACAUGGUGGUCCCCGCGGCGAUGAAACAUCCUUUGUCCUUCUCCUCGAGUUUAAUGGCACCUAUUGGCAGGCCCACGGCUGUGUCACACGACACAGAUGAAGACGAGAGACUCAAACACUUUGAGCAGGAGGCAGAGAAGAUGGUAGCAUACCUUCAGGAUAGUGUGGUGGAUGAUGACAGACUUACAGUAAAGACUUCAGAGAAGCCCAAACCUGUAGGCCUUCCGCUCACCAACGAGGCCGCUCUCAAAUGGUUCUACAAAGACCCCCAAGGGGAGAUACAGGGACCAUUCAGCAACCCAGAGAUGACGGAGUGGUUUCAGGCCGGUUACUUCACCAUGUCUCUCUUGGUCAAAAGAGGGUGUGACGAGGUGUUUCAAGCACUGGGGGACAUAAUAAAGAUAUGGGGGAGAGUACCGUUCACACCUGGCCCAGCACCACCUCCUCUACAGGCUGAAGGUGAUCAGGAGAGGUUGAAGAGGCAGCAGGAGCUCACUGCUCUCAACCUCUACCAGUUACAGCAGCUCCAAUAUCAAUACCUCCUCAGGCAGCAGUAUGCUCAGGCGCUGGCUCAGCAGAAAACUCUGAACUCGGCUCCUCUUCAACAGCAGCAGCAACACCAACAGCAGAUCAACCUGCUUCUACAGCAAUACCAGACCCUCAAGCUGAGAGCGUCGGAAGCCCCUCCCUCCUGUGACCCGCCCCCCGUCCUGUACCCGAUACUGGUCUGUUUGGGAAAUGCAGAAUCGUCCUCUCAGGCUUCCUGUACACCAACGUUCAACAAGUGCCCAACACAGGUGCAAUGCCUCAUGUUGUUCGUUAAAGGUGGAGAAGUGCCCUACUUGUGGGCGGUUGGGUGUGUGGUGUGGGUGUGGGUGGUGGAUUUUUGUUGUAUCAUCCCACAGUUGGAGUUGGAAAGGCGUGAUUCAGAAAUGAGAGCAAAAAGGGAGGAAGAGGAGAGGAAACGUCUAGAAGAGGCCCUGAGGGCGCGACAGGAGGAAGAACGCAAGUCCUUGGCAGAAGAGGAGCUGGCACGGCACAAACAGGAGGAAGCAUUAAGACGGGAGCGAGAGCAAGAUGAGGCACAACGCAGGCAGAAAGAGGAAGAGGAGAGAAUGGCACAAGAGGAAACUCUCCGUAGAUUAGAAGAGAGGAGGAGGGAAGAGGAGGAGAGAAGGAAACGAGAAGAGUUCCUUCGCAAACAGGAGGAUGAGCGCAGAAAGCAGGAGGAACUAGAAGCACUGAGGAGGCGUGAGGAGGAGAAGCGAGCAGAGGAAGAGGCAGCAGCUGCUGCGGCUGUUUUAGCACAACAACAACUGGAGGAGCAGAAGAGGAGAGAGCAGGAGGCCCAGAGGCAGCAGGAGCAGCAGAGACAGAGGCAGCAGCAGCAGGAGGCGCUCAGGAGGCUGCAGCAGCAGCAGCAGCAGCAGCAGCUCGCACAGAUGAAGCUUCCGUCCUCCUCAAAGUGGGGCCAGCAGUCGUCGGUCAGCGCUGUGAACCAGAACCAGAGCGCCCUGUCGCUGGCAGAGAUCCAGAAACUGGAAGAGGAGAGAGAACGACAGACGCGAGAAGAGCAGCGACGCCAGCAGCAGGAGAUGCUGAAGCUCCAGCAGCAGCAGGCCCUGCAUCUGGCUCAGCAGCCCCAGGCCAAGAUGUCUAGCUGGGGCAGUGUGGCCACACAGCCGGCUGCCACCAAGUCGCUGCUGGAGAUUCAGAGGGAGGAAGCCCAGCAGAUGAAACAGCGGCAGGAGCAGCCGCCACCACAGCCACAGCAGCAACAGCAGCAACAACAACAACAACAACAGCAGCCACAGCAGCAGCCGCAACCACAGCCCAUCGUCCCACAGCAGAGCCGCAGUCAAAACAAAACUACGUCGUCUCUGAGUAGCUCAGUUUGGGGCUCCAUGAACACGAGCCCCUCCACUAACUGGGGCUCGGACUCCAGCAGCAUCUGGGGCGACACAAACAACUCUAACUUGGGCUUCUGGGAUGAGGCUGUGAAAGAGGCCGUGCAGCAACCGCCUCCAACCAAGAAAGCCAGCACGCAGAAAAACAACAAAGGCAACGCCAACCUCAGUAACUCUGUGAGUGGGCGGGUCAAUAAGAAAGCCGAAGAGGAGGAGGAGAAGUUGGUAAAGUUGUUUCAAGGGGUCAAUAAGAGCCAGCAGGACUCCUUCAUGCAAUGGUGUGAGCAAACCCUGCACACCCUCAACACGGCCAACAAUUUGGAUGUUCCCACGUUUGCUUCCUUCCUGAAAGAAGUGGACUCUCCGUAUGAGGUGCACGACUACGUCCGGGCCUAUCUGGGGGACACUCCCGAGGCCAAGGACUUUGCCAAGCAGUUCAUCGAACGACGUGCCAAACAGAACGCUAACCAACAGAAACCGGCACCGCAGAACCAACAGCAAGCCCUCAAGCAGCAGCAGCAGCAGCAGCAGCAGCAGGAUUCUGUAUGGGGUGGAUCAUCGUCGGUGUAUCAGUCCAACCAUACGAGCGCCCAGCAGCAACGCUUUGAGACCGUCACCUCAGGGAAAAAGAAAAAGAAGCAGAAGAUGGUCCGCGCAGACCCCAGCCUCCUAGGUUUUUCUGUGAAUGCCUCAUCUGAGAGACUGAAUAUGGGAGAGAUUGAGACUUUGGAGGACUUUUAAGGGACUGCAGCCAAGCGAACCCCACUGACUGUUUCCGUUUUGAACAGCAGCCGUUUUACCCGAACCCCCUCUGACACUGCCCCCCCCGACUGCUUCCACAACAUUCACCUUUUUAUUUUCAGUUUCACAUUUAUCAGAUGUACUCUGGUAAUCCCUCUUUAAAUUUCAGAUUGUGAACCAACAGUCAUCUCUUGAGGCAGGGUGUGUUUUUCCUUUGGCUUUCGGACCUAUAAUCUGAUGACAUGGACUGGAGCAAAGUGGCCAGUGAAACAUCCGACCAGCCCAGAGCAACUUGACUUUCUGGAAAAAGUUUGCUGGAGCAUCGAUGUCUGUUGGGCUUCAGCUAGUAGUUCCCGGAUCGUGUCCUAAAAUUCAAAGUGACUUCAAAUUACCAAUUUGGCCUCCAUUUAAUAGGAUUUUUUUUUUUUAAAUGUGUGGAUAUAUGGGAAGGGUGGUUGGGGUAUAAUGGGAAAGGUUAGAGAUUAUAUCCUUUUGUUUUAUUUAUUGAAAGUUUUGUCCCUUCACUUUAAUCCCCUCCUUCUCUUUCCCCUCCCUGUUUUCUGCUGGGUGUUCAUGGGUAAUGACGGCAAAAGUAGAGCCCAAGGAUUCGUGGCCACUUAUGUCCUGUUUUAAGGACAUAUCAAAAGUUCCAAGUAGUUAUCUAUUUCUUGUAAAAUACUAGGCUGUUUAAAGAAUAAACUUUCAAUUCUGCAUCUGUAUUAUAAUAUAUGAAAAAGAACUGCUGGAGUCAUACUUUUUUUUUUAUUGUGGUAUGAAACAAUAAAACGGUCUUAUGUGUGGGCUGUUCACACCUCUGUCUGAGCUAUUCAGAAAACAACACACUUGUGCAGUAUUCAUUCAAUUCACCCACACUCACUCUCACACUGACACAUUUCAAAGAGUCGCAAAGGUAUAGAGGAAAUGAAAAGCUGUAAAUAGAAUAGAUUGAAGCCAGCUAUCAGCAUUCACAGUGGUAAUAGACUAAAGAUCAUUUAAAUCCCUCGAAAAGAAAUACUUUUUUAAUGAGUAAUUUUAUGUAACAUGCGUUGGUCA